UAGUCAGUUUGAUGUUCCGCCUUGACAGUGAGUUUGUUCAGAUGUCUGAGAAAGAGCCUCUUAUGUGUAAUGGUUCAAAAAACCUGUUUGCAUGCCACAGGACAGCUAAAUCAGAUGUGGACAUUAAAAUUGAAGAGGACCUCAGGAGGAAGCUCAAAUAUUUCUUCAUGAGUCCAUGUCAGAAAUACAGAGCAAGGGGUCGUAAGCCAUGGAAACUGAUGCUGCAAAUUUUCAAGAUUGCCAUUAUUACUAUUCAGUUAGUCUCCUUUGGAUUGAGCAAUGAGAUGAUGGUCACCUUCAAAGAGGAGAAUCUCAUUGCAUUCAAACAUUUCUUCUUGAAAAAUUACCGGGACAGUGAUACAGAUUAUGCCGUAUACACCAGACAUGAGGUCCAUGACCACAUCCAGUAUAUAAUCAAAAGGUAUGUACACCUGCAGAAUUUGACUGUUGGUAACCAUGCAUUUGAGAAGAUCGACGGCAUGUUCACCCCUCUGUCCCUCUGUCAAGACUUCUAUCGACAUGCUAACAUUUCACCUGCCAAUGAGACCUUUGAUAUUGAUCCUCAUGUAGAGACAGAAUGUAUUUCCAUUUACCCCAUAUCACCCUACAAGAAUGAUGGUUUGGCAAAUGACACAAAUUUCACUUUAGACUUUCAAAGAUUGUUAGCAGUGAACAUCUAUCUCAAAAUAAAAGCGAUCAACCUUCAAACAGUGCGACAUCAAGAGUUGCCUGACUGCUAUGACUUUAACAUUAAUAUCAUGUUUGACAACCAGGCACACAGUGGGCAAAUCAAGAUAUCUCUAAGCAGUGAUGUAAAUAUUAAAGUUUGUAAGGACUGGAAUGUUUCUGACUCAACAGACAAUCACUUCCUGCUCAUAGUUCUGUUUGACUGUGUGGCCAUCUGCGCCUGUCUGCUUUCACUUGUCCUCUGCACACGCUCAGUCUACACAGGCAUUCUCCUACAGUUUGAGUAUACCACACACGUGUCUAUUCAGCAUGGUAAAACAGUGUGUAGGUCUGAGAGAAUGGAGUUCAUCAAUGGCUGGUAUAUUCUCAUCAUCAUCAGUGACACACUGACUAUUGCUGGUUCAGUUCUCAAAAUAUGCAUACAGAGCAAGGAACUGACAAACUACGAUGUGUGCAGUAUUUUGCUGGGCUUUUCAACAAUGCUUGUGUGGAUCGGAGUCAUGCGCUACCUGAGCUUCUUUCAGAAAUAUUAUAUCCUCAUCCUCACCCUGCGGGCUGCUCUACCCAACGUGAUUCGAUUCUCCAUCUGUGCUAUCAUGAUCUAUCUCAGCUAUUGCUUCGGCGGAUGGAUCGUUUUGGGGCCACACCAUGAAAACUUUCGGACAUUUAAUAUGGCAGCCGACUGCCUGUUCUCCAUGAUCAACGGGGAUGAAAUCUACUCCACCUUCACUAAGCUUCGUGACAGGAAUUAUCUAGUGUGGGUGUUCAGCAGGAUGUACGUCUACAGCUUCAUCCCUCUCUUCACCUAUAUGGUGCUGAGUCUCUUCAUCGCCCUCAUUACAGACACGUAUGAGACCAUCAAGAAUUAUCAGAAGGAUGGAGCUCCCUUUUCAGAACUGCAGGCUUUCAUAGCUGAAUGCAGGGAUUCACCUGACUCUGGGAAAUACAUUAUGGAUGAAGAGGCCUCCACCUCUGGCUGCCUUUGUGCUCCUUGUGUGUAUUGUGCCUAAAGCUGAUGAGAAGCCUGUAGGAGCAACAAAUUCAUAUUACUCAGCACUCCUGCAAGAACUCACAAAAUACUCGUUUGAACACUUCACUGUCCAAACAUACAGAAAACACAGAAGAAACCAAUACCGACUUGCCAUUUAAUAUGAUUUGUGCACUUUAAUGUAAGCUGCUUUGAUAAAAAAAAAAAAAUAAUAAAACAAAA
This is a messenger RNA of Myxocyprinus asiaticus (Chinese sucker), 1897 nucleotides long. RefSeq names its product mucolipin TRP cation channel 3a (gene mcoln3a). The transcript has 12 exons. Lineage: Eukaryota; Metazoa; Chordata; Actinopteri; Cypriniformes; Catostomidae. Gene Ontology annotation, cellular component: lysosomal membrane; plasma membrane. The record is from RefSeq and is a predicted model, not a curated record. Bases 12 to 1697 code for a protein of 561 amino acids. Gene Ontology annotation, molecular function: NAADP-sensitive calcium-release channel activity.